AUGGGAGAUCACAGGGCUAUUAAAGCUGUCAAGGCUGGAGACUUGACUACCUUGGAACAGCUGCACAUAGAUGGUGCUCUGGGCCAGAAUAUUACUGAUUGUCUAGGAGCUGGCCUGGUCCAUCAUGCAUCACGAGCAGGCAGACUAGAGUGCCUCAAGUUCUUGGUGCUGCAAGCAAAGCUUCCCGGGAAUCAGAGAGCAAACAAUGGUGCAACUCCGGCACAUGAUGCAGCAGCUGUGGGCAACUUGGCUGAAUUGCAGUGGCUGAUCAAAGAUGGAGAGUACAGCAUGCAGGAGGAAGAUGCUUCUGGGGCUUCUCCCCUCCAUUUGGCUGCUCGCUUUGGGCACUCAGAAGUUGUCAAGUGGCUAGUCCAGGCAGGUUACAACACUGCAUCAGAGACCCAGGAAGGAGCAAUUCCAGCACAUUAUGCAGCUGCUAAGGGAUCUCUCACCUGCCUGAAACUGCUGGUGGCUACAGACUGCAGUUGUAUGAACAAGCAGACUCGGAGUGGAGCUACCCUGCUGUACCUUGCCUGUCAGGAGGGCCAUCUUCAUAUCGUCCAGUUCCUGGUGAAGGACUGUGCAGCUAAUGUGCACUUGAGAGCACAUGAUGGCAUGACGGUGCUGCAUGCAGCUGCCAGUAGUGGCCACUAUGCUGUUGUCAUCUGGCUGGCAACUUUCACUGACAUCAACCUCGGAGCCCAGGACGAGGAAGGAGCCACUGCACUCCAUUUUGCUGCCAGAGAAGGCCACACAACCAUUGUGGACAGGCUGUUCCUUAUGGGAGCUGAAGUGGUGCUAGACCACUGGGGAGGAACCCCUCUCCAUGAUGCAGCAGAGAAUGGGCAGCUGAAGUGCUGCCAAAUGCUUAUCUCCCACCAAGUAGAUCCUGGCAUACAUGAUAGGGACGGUUACACUGCACGAGACCUGGCAGAAUACAAUGGACACCGGCAAUGUGCACGUUAUCUGCAAGAGGUGGAGAAGAUGGUAAUUGAAAUACUGGCCCAGGGUGAAAAGAGAGAAAAAACAGAAGUAAAAAUACCGAGCACUCUCCUUGUAAUGCUGGAGGAGCUGGGAGCCUCAGAUAUUGAUGCCCUUGUGCCUACCCAUGAUGAGCGAGGAUGUUCCAUCCCAGAGUGGAAGCGGCAGGUGAUGGUGAGGAAACUGCAGGCCCAGCUGGCAUCUGAAGAAGGAAUGAGCAGGAAGAACAAGAAAGGCUGUGCUCUGGAGCAAGAUGACUGGCAGUAUUCCCAGGCACACAAUGCCAUUCUGGGUCCCUAUGGGGAGCUUCUGACUGAGGAUGACCUACUGUAUUUAGAGAAUCAGAUUGAGAAGCUGCAGAUGAGGAAGAAGUGCCAGGAGUAUGAGAGUGAGCUAGGACGCCUGACAGAGGAAUUGCAGACAGUUCUCCCAACUCCCAUUGUCAAUAUUACAGUGAACAGUCAGUUUCUGCAGCAAGGAUCUGAGGAGAACAGCCAGGAGCUCCCUGCCUGGUGCAGCCACAUGUCUGGAGUGGUAAAGAGCAUGUCUCUGUUGCUUAACAACAUCAAUGGAAUGAAGAAAGAAGAGAAUGAGAGACUAGCUCCACAGGUACUUCCUAAAUCACGAAAGAAUGAUGUUAUGUCCGGAGGGUCUGCCAAAAGAGAGAUCCUGGAGUGUGGGGUCUCCGUAAAAAAUCUAAGAGGCAGUUUUGAGAAACGAGCUCUCUUGGGACAACACAAACCCUUUGAGCUCCAAGGACUGAAAGCCAUGCCCUGGGAACAUGGAACAGGGAAGGAGAGAAGUCCACAAAUGUUAUCAUAUGUUUGUGAGGGCAAGAAGAAAAUUCUUUGUGAGGACCAUGAGUCUGGAGACAUGGAGAAUGCCAGUGAUUCUGGCAUCAGCUGUGAGGAAGCCACCUCUGAGGUGACUGGGUCUCCUGUCUCCAUAGCAGAGUCUAGCGUGCUCCGAAAGGAACGUAUUGUGCUGCUUUUUUUAAGUCACUGGAAAAAAUCUGCCUACACUCCUUCCCUGAAGUUCAUGGCUAGGAAGACCGUAAAAGCCUCAGAUCCUGCAAAGGUGGGGCUGGUAGACAUUAUGGCAGAAGUUAAGAAGCAGCAAGCUCCUAUGCAGAAGCCUUUGGUGGAAAUGAGCAAGCUUGGCCAUUUAGUUCGACAGAGAUAUGCUAUCAAAAAUCUAAUUGACCGCUGGAAGGACAUAAUCUCUCUUGUACCAUCUCGGCAGAUCAGGCGCCUUAGUCACCAGCACACAGUCUAUUCCCCAGAACAGUUUCUCCCAUAUGUGAAUGGUAAGCCUGCUGAUUACAAUAGCUUAACUCUUGACCUGUUUAUGCUGGGCUAUUUCCACAUCCUAGAGCUGGACCUCUCCCCUGAAGAACGGAAGAGAAGGCAUCUCCUUUGCUUUGAAGUCUUUGACCACUUGGGUAGGCAUCGAUGGGAAACAGUGCGUGCCUUUCACAAAGCAGUGAUCGAUGAGAUUGUUGCAGGCAAAAGAGGCUGGAAAGAUAGCUUUGAGGACAUUAAGACAAGGUUUUUCAGUAACUCAGUCAAUAACAUAGAACUCAAAACAUCAUCUGUUGAAAGAAAUCUGAAAUCGGAAUCCAGCAAUAGUGUGGUUCUUGAGCAGGGAGAUGGUGUUCCACGAAAAUGCUUUGAGCUAGGAAGCUUCAGUAAUGAUGAAAUCUGCAAGUACAUUGAAAGGAGCUUUGCCUUCUGGAAAGAAAAAGAAGCAGAGAUGUUCAGUGUUGAGGGUUCAGGUCAUCCUUUACAUUAG
Messenger RNA from Gekko japonicus, 2772 nucleotides. It is a transcript of the gene ESPNL, whose product is annotated as espin-like. Lineage: Eukaryota; Metazoa; Chordata; Lepidosauria; Squamata; Gekkonidae. Gene Ontology annotation, cellular component: cytoplasm. Gene Ontology annotation, molecular function: actin filament binding. The record is from RefSeq and is a predicted model, not a curated record. The transcript has 8 exons. The coding region runs from base 1 to 2772 and encodes 923 amino acids. Gene Ontology annotation, biological process: actin filament bundle assembly.